This is a messenger RNA of Rotaria sp. Silwood1, 384 nucleotides long. Lineage: Eukaryota; Metazoa; Rotifera; Eurotatoria; Philodinida; Philodinidae. The record is from the annotation of a GenBank genome assembly.
AUGACAAAAGCCGAAUUAAUUGAAUUAGCUUUUAUUCAUUUACCACCAAAAGAAUACAUAGUUGAUAAAGUAGCAAGUAAAUAUGAUAUUGAAAUUGUGCGAAUACCGGUGAAGCACUGUGUCUUGAUUCCAAUAGAACUUGCUUGGGCUGGUUUAAAAAAUUAUGUGAGAAAGUAUAAUGUACGUUUUAGUUUGAAUGAUAUUGCGCAACUUUGUAACGAGUGGUUGGCAGCGUGUGGUCCUGAACAUGCCGUUGGCUAUUUUUCACAUGUGCAUAAACAUGAAGAAAUAUUUAAGGCUGCAGAUAAGAAUGCUGAAGAAUUAGAAAACGAUCUAGUGGACAGCGACGAUAUAUUAAACCAUCAUGAUGAAACCGACGAUUGA